This is a messenger RNA of Zootoca vivipara (common lizard), 4256 nucleotides long. Lineage: Eukaryota; Metazoa; Chordata; Lepidosauria; Squamata; Lacertidae. The record is from RefSeq and is a predicted model, not a curated record.
CAUGAAGUUCACUCUCGACUCCGAGUAUAUUUCACUGGCGACGAAGGUGGGAUCCUGAUGAGCUGACCGCCACCACGCACUGCACCGCAGCACCGCCACCUGCUGCACCGCUGCAUCGCACCGUGCAUCCAGGCUUCAGCUCCAGGACCCAAGGAACCCAGAAUGGCAACCGACAGCAGCUUCUUGCCAUUCAAACCAGCAUCAGGAGACUGGGAAGGGUACGCCGCCCGUUUCAACUUCCUCCUGCAAGCGAAAGAAGUCACCAACGAUGCCAUGAAGAGGGCGACAUUCUUCAGCGUCUGUGGAGAGGAGACGUUUGAAAUCGCCCGGGCUCUCCUUGCACCUAGAGAUGUCGCUACCGUCUCUUACAAAACAAUAAUGGAACGGCUGAAGGAGCACUUUUCACCACAGCCCUCGGUGGUAGCUUGCCGAAAUGCCUUCUACGCAAAGCGGCAAGCCCCGGGGGAAACCAUAACUGGGUUUGUGACCUCCCUCCGCCAAGCCGCCCGGUUAUGCAACUUCGCAGAGUUGGAGAACAUGCUUCGUGACCGCCUCGUCGGUGGCCUGAGGGACGAGAUGUUGCAACGACGCCUCUACGCCAAAAAAGACCUCACGUUCCAGAUUGCUCUGGAGGAAGCCCUGGCAACCGAAGCCGCCGAGAGGUCAACGCAAGAGGCACGACCGGCCCCGCCAUCCCAACCGAGGGUCUACCACGAAGACCUCACCGACGAAUCCGAAUCUGACAGGGAGGAAGUACACCGAGUACAGCGGCGCACUCAAGCAGCACACACACCACAGCAGCCUCGACGAGAAGGAGGGAACUGUGCAAGCUGCGGGGAGAACCACGAGAGGAGGACCUGUCGUUUCCGCAACGCAGAGUGCAGGCAGUGCAGAAAAUUGGGACACAUCGCCCGGGUGUGUCGGGCUCGACUCACCCGUCGACAAGCAUCAGAUGACCGACCCAGGAGCCCCAGGUCACACGGCACCAUGCACCAAGGCAACUCGACGGAGAUCACGGACUACCAGGUAUUCCAGUUGCCCCAUCCCAGCACAGAGAAAAUUUAUAUAGAGGUACAGAUAGAGGGAGCCCCAUGCCGCAUGGAGCUGGACACGGGUUCAACUCUAUCCAUAAUCUCGGCCCGAACAUUAAGGGAACUGUGCCCUAAUGGGGGUCCCAAACUAAGGCCGGCCCCAUUCACCCUCCGGGACUUCCAGAAACGUAAGGUCCCUACAAUGGGGGUGGGGACCUUCAGGGUGCAAUAUCGAGGGCGAAAGCAACAAUUGGACUUGCUGGUAGUUAAGGGCCCCUACGUUAGCUUACUGGGACUGGCAUGGUUUGGACCUCUGGGGCUAGCCGUUACCGGGGUGAACCGCACUAGCUUACAAGUGGACGUGGACACCAUAUGCAAAGAGUUUCCAGGGGUUUUCGAUGGGGCAUUGGGACGAUAUACAGGACCCCCCAUUGCCCUACAGCUAGACCCCGCUGUACGACCCAUCAGGCACAAGGCCCGCCGGGUCCCGUUCGCCCUGAAACCCCGCAUAGACGAGGAAUUGGACCGGCUCGUGGAGCAAGGAGUGCUGGAGCCGGUGCCCAACGCCCCCUGGGAAACUCCAAUUGUCACACCCGUCAAGCCUAACGGUUCGGUCCGCAUCUGUGCAGACUACAAAUGCACCAUAAACAAGGCUCUCACGGCCCAUGCAUACCCAGUGCCAGUGGUCAGCCAUGUCCUCGCCACCCUGGCUGGGUCAAAAAUCUUUGGCAAACUGGACUUGGCCCAAGCAUAUCAACAGUUGCCUGUGGACGAAGCCACAGCAGAGGCUCAGACGAUUGUGACGCACAGAGGGGCAUUCAGAGUAAAGCGGCUGCAAUUUGGCGUUAGCGUGGCACCAGGCAUAUUCCAGAAUCUAAUGGACUCUCUCCUUAAAGGGAUUCCUGGCGUCACCCCCUUCUUCGAUGAUGUACUGAUCGCCGGGCCCACACCAGAGGAAUUUGAGGACCGCCUCCGCUCUGUCCUGCACCGUUUCCAGACGGCGGGCCUCAAGGUGAAGCGGAAAAGUGUUUACUGGGAGUGCCGCAGGUGGACUUUCUGGGAUUUAAGGUGGACGCAGAAGGGGUCCAUCCAACCGGUGACAAGGUACGGGCCAUUUGUGAGGCCCCAGCGCCCAAGAGCAAGCCCGAACUUCAGUCAUUCUUGGGACUAUUGAACUUUUACCAUGCCUUCCUUCCCCAUAAGGCAGCGGUAGCGGAGCCCCUACACAGACUCCUAGAUAAAAGGGCCCCUUGGGUGUGGGGCCAGCGACAAAGGGCCGCAUUCCAGGCAGUCAAGGACUUGCUCGUCUCAAACUCGGUCUUGGCACACUUCGACGAGAGGCUGCCAGUGGUGCUGGCAUGCGACGCCUCUCCCUAUGGCAUCGGCGCUGUCCUGGGACACCAACUCCCGGAUGGAAGAGAGGUGCCGGUGGCAUACUUCUCCCAGACGCUUGCUGCAGCCGAACGAAACUACUCACAGAGUGACAAGGAGGGUCUGGCAAUCGUGAAGGGCGUAAAAAAAUUCCAUGAUUUCUUGUACGGGCGGCCCUUUACCAUAGUGACUGACCACAAGCCGUUGCUUGGCCUGUUUGCCCCCGAGAAGCAGACCCCCCAAGUGUUGUCUCCACGUGUCCUCAGGUGGUCAAUUUUCCUUGCCGGCUACCAGUAUGCACUAAUCCACCGCCCUGGGAAGGCGAUGGGCCACGCAGACGCACUCAGCAGGCUACCACUACCAGAAACAGGCCCCGACCCAGCGCCUGCGCAAGAGGUUAUGACCCUGGAGCUGCUUCCCGACCGACCCAUUCAGGCACAAGAAGUUGCGCACCAUUCCACAAAAGAUAGGGUCAUCUCCCGGGUCCUGGACUGGGUGUGGCGAGGAUGGCCCAGCAGCAGCCCCGGGCCAGAAUUCGCUGGCUACACAAACCGCAAACAUGAACUGUCGGCCCACAAGGGGUGCCUGUUAUGGGGAAGCAGGGUUGUUGUUCCCCAGCCCCUCCGCAAAAGGGUCCUCACAGCCCUACACGAGACACACCCAGGGGUAGUGAGGAUGAAGGCCCUUGCCAGGAGUUAUGUGUGGUGGCCGGGGAUUGACAGAGAGAUAGAGGCCUGGGUCCAACACUGCCAGACCUGCCAAGAAUCCCGCCCGGAUCCCCCAAGGGCCCCAGUCCAGCCCUGGGAGUCCGCCCAACAUCCAUGGUCACGCUUGCACGUGGACUUCGCUGGCCCCUUCCAGGGAAAAACAUUCUUCAUAGUGGUGGAUUCCUACACCAAAUGGCUGGAGGUCGCACUGGUACCGUCCACUUCUACGGCGGCAGCCAUCCGGGUACUACGUAAGCUGUUUGCAACCCACGGGCUCCCUGACACCCUCGUCUCGGACAAUGGAACCGCAUUCACGUCAGAGGAGUUCCAGACCUUCACAGCGCAGAACGCCAUCCGCCACAUCCGCUCAGCACCAUUCCACCCCGCCACCAAUGGCCAAGCGGAGCGCAUGGUGCGGACCACCAAGGACAGCCUCCGCCGCAUAACACAAGGGGACUGGGAAUACCGCCUUGCCGCAUUUCUUCUAGCACAGCACAGCACCCCAAGCACAACGACGGGCCGGAGCCCAGCUGAACUACUCAUGGGCCGGCGCCUUGCAACUAGACUGGACCGACUUCACCCCGACAGAGCUCAGGAUGAGGUAGUGGUGGGGAAAGGCAGGAACCCCCGGACAUUUGUGGCCCAGGACCCAGUGUAUGCAAAGAAUUUUGGGGCAGGCCCAGCAUGGGUACCCGCCACAGUCACCAAGGUGACCGGUCCCGUGUCGUACGAGGUACUAACGGAAGGGGGGCAAUGUUGGCGCCGCCACUGCGACCAGCUACGGCGACGAUUCCCAGGAGGAACCCGGGAGGAGAGCGGGACAGAGGGGUCCCAAGGGGACAGCAGGGCAGUGAGGCCUGUAGAGCGAGAGGGGUGGGCAGGGGAAGCAGAAGCAGUAGGCACAGAGGGGCGCCCCGAGGCUGGAAGGACACCGGAACCAGAGUCACAACCUAGUGGUUCAGUGGCGCCAGACCAGACAGCCCCGGCACAGCCAGCAGCCUCGGAACACGAGCCAGAACCAGAACCCCUGACCAAGGAACACCCCAGGCCACAACGCACACGGAGGCGGCCAGCAGACCUUGGGGACUACGAAUGCAACUUCCCGGGCAGGACUGGAACUUAGAGGGGAGGGGUGUUAUGUACUGAG